AUAUAAUUUAUUUCUAUCUAACCCAUUUAUGGAAAUAAAUAUAUUCUGUCAUAUAUAACGAAGAAAAUGUAAGUUUAUGAAAUUUUAUGCACAGAGCACAGACGGGUUUUGGGUUCCAGAAUGUAAAUGGCAGUCCCAACAGUUGACAAUUUUCCCUAGUGGUGUUGUGAAUGUAUAAAUGGGUCUAUUGUCUAAAAUCAUUUUCUUUUCCUUCAGAAGUGACCAGCACUGUCGCUGUGGGCAUACUACUUGCUUUUGUUACGUUGUAUGGAAUCAUCAUAACAUUGGUGUAUCUGCAUCUAAGACGCUCUAACAUCGCUCUAAAGCAGUCAGUCAGUGCAAGGGAGGGCCAGAGACUCGAUCCCUACACCUCCUUAGAUCCAACAACUAUGGAGCAUCCAGCCUACGAUGACACCAUAGCAACUACGCGCGGAGAUAGAGGCCAAAUGAAUGCAAUCGAGGGGGUAGAAUAUGGAAAUCAAACGAUAGUUGAGCAUCCCUACACAUCCUUAGAUGCAACAACUAUGGAGCAACCAGCCUACGGUGACACCAUAGCAACUACGCGCGGAGAUAGAGGCCAAAUGAAUGCAAUCGAUGGGGUAGAAUAUCGAAAUCAAACAAUAGUUGAGCAAACAGCUAGAGUGCAGCAAUCAAUCUUGAGAGUGGCCGGUGAGAAUACUGAGCCGGAGUACGUGUUGCCGAUUUAAAAGUGAUUCCAUGAAGAAGGACCCUGAAUAUACAGUCAAACCUAUCCAUGAAGGUCAAUCAAUGGAAUAAAAUGACCACACGCUGUAAAAUAGUUGCCUUUCUAUACACAGCUUCUACGACACACUUACCUUUCUCAAGGGAGACACAAUGCAUAGCCAUGCACUACAAACAGGUGGCCACGAAGACAAGUUUGACUGUAUAGCAGGAGCUCUAUAUGAAGUUAUAAAUGUAGCGAGUUUGUCAAAAUAUUAUAGGCCGUUACUUGAUAAUCUUUGUUGAUGUUGUUGUUGUUUACUUUUGUCAUUCUUUCAUAAUGAAUAGGAUAUAGGGUGCGCUAGGCCAGUAAUAUAUCAAGGUUCAGGAUAGGACGAGGAUUACAACUGUGAUAAACAAGGAUAAGAUUAGUUUUUCAAGUACUGAUCUCGAAAGAGGGAGUUUGAUGGUAUAAUUAUGUGUCGUUACCGUAUAUAGCCGGAGCAAAUUUGAACUUUAAAGCCAUACUGUUCUAGAAGCACUAUUGCAAAUGCAGCAAAACCCCAUCUAGCGCCAACUCAGGUCAGAUGUAACAAUAUGGUCCCGUAACUGGAUGCUUCUUUACAGUAGCUGCGCUGUUGGUUCUCGCAUCGAUUCCUCCUUCUGCUCUGUGGAAAUGAGGUAUUGGGUCACGCACUGUUGGCAAGUUGACCAUAAAAUGGCGCUGUGCAAUAAACCGUACGCUGGCCAGGGUCAGAAAGUACAUCAGUUCGUUAUCGCUUUUAUACCUUGAGAUGGUCCCUGCACGUAUUGUAAUAACAUGUAUACUUAAAUGAAAUGCAGGUGUCCUUUCUAGCAGUAUGCCGAUGCUAAUAUCAGUCUUCUAUCAACAAUCGUGUAAUAUAUAUUGUCAUAAUUCUGGGGGUGCCUAGAUUCUUGUAAAGAUUCUAAGCUAGCGUCCCCGGCAUAUCAAUCAUUAUCCCAAGACCACUUUUUAGGUAGAAUAAUCACAACUUUAAAAUUAAUUGUAAGCAUACUUGAUGAAAUGCAGGCGUUAUUUAUAAUAGUUUGCAGAAGGUAAUAUUAGUCUACUACCAAUGAUCAUGUAAAAACAAUUACAGUCUGUACAUAUGUGGUUGUGAUGGAGAUGGUGAUAUUUUAAUGGCGGCGAUGUUGAUUGUAGUGACGAAGAUGGUGGUGGUUGUAGUAGUGGUAACGAUGAUAUUGAUGAUAUGAUGUCCGGUCGUGUGAUGACGAUGAUGGUGGUAUAGUAAUGCAUGGUGGUGGUGGUGGUGGUGGUGGUGGUAUUAAUCGUGAUGAGGAUAGUGAUAACUGAUGGUGGUGGUCGAAUGUGAUGAUUAUGAAAAUGAUGAUA
This is a messenger RNA of Strongylocentrotus purpuratus (purple sea urchin), 2056 nucleotides long. RefSeq lists its product as uncharacterized. The transcript has 2 exons. Bases 171 to 707 code for a protein of 178 amino acids. The record is from RefSeq and is a predicted model, not a curated record. Lineage: Eukaryota; Metazoa; Echinodermata; Echinoidea; Camarodonta; Strongylocentrotidae.